This is a messenger RNA of Patiria miniata (bat star), 3280 nucleotides long. Its product is annotated as transcriptional protein SWT1-like. Bases 107 to 3049 code for a protein of 980 amino acids. Lineage: Eukaryota; Metazoa; Echinodermata; Asteroidea; Valvatida; Asterinidae. The record is from RefSeq and is a predicted model, not a curated record. Gene Ontology annotation, molecular function: protein binding. The transcript is spliced from 19 exons. Gene Ontology annotation, cellular component: nucleus.
CGCGCGCCUGCGAGACAUGUCAAGCAGUGCAUGUGCUACUGUGCUUGUGCAGCAAGAAAAACUGACAGUAUUUCAUGAAUAACAAUCCCCCAAUGAGACCACCAUCAUGAGCAAGAACAGCGACCAAGCCAUGUCGUCCAGCAGCAACAACAGUUUCUUCAACCUGAUGGGUUUCAUCAAGAAGAAACCGCCGCUGCCGGAGGGCUGGAUCGUCAAGCAGUCCAGCACCUACCCGGACCGCAUCUACUUCUUCAAUGUACGGACCGGCGCAACCACCUGGACUGCCCCAGGAGCCAUGUCAAGCGACACUGGAUCGACUAUCUCGGACACGAGUGACAAACCAUUGCGGUCGAAGACCAGAGCAGCCCACCCCGCAACAUCUCAGACUCCAAGUGGUGUACCAGCAUCCAGCAACACCAGGCGGCUGCCAACACCCACGCACCCAGGCAACAAGCCCCAGCCCUCCAGGGUCACGAGUCCCCCCGCGAAGGGCAGAUCAGAAAGUCUUGGCAAACAUGCAAGUAAAAUCAAGUCCCCGUCUCCAGUCGCCUUGAAACGGGAGGACUGGCUCAAGGUCCAGCACUUCAAGCUGACCAACAUGUCCAGGAUCCAGAAGGCCACCAAGAGGCGGCUCCAGGAGGAGAAAGUCAGGAUGGUCACCCCCUCGCCUCCCUGGGGCAUCCCCUUGAAAGGUUCCCACCCAGCGGGCACCCUGACUCCGGAGUCCCUAACCCCCAAGUCCCUCACGAGCCCUAACGGCCGUGACGCAAGCUCUGUAUCCUCCCGGAGUUCCAAGCUCGGUUCUCCCGCGAAAUCCAAACCCCUGCGAGGCUCUCCGACAAACUCUAAGCCCCAACAAGUCCGGAAAAAGAGAAGCUUUGAGUCGGAUUCAUCAGACAGCCAUGCCCUGGACUCGAGAGCCAAAUCCAAGCAUCUUAAGGCGACCAUCGGUCAAAAGCCUCUAUCAGACUCCCGCAGUGAGGCAACUCCAAGACUUCCAACUACAAGAAACUCUAGCAAUAACUCAGGUAAGACUGUGGUGAAACAGCCACAAGGGACCACCCCAGCCGACAAAAGAGACCUCAGGAUACACAUGGAGAGAUCAAAACAGCUCAAAACGGUGCCCCAGCAACCCCAAAGAGAGAAGCAAGCCAGCAGAAACCAAGCCGCCAAGUUGCCUUCCGCCCCAACCUCCGCUCCCAAGCUACCCCCAACGGCAAACCACACGGGCAAACCCGGGUCUGAAUCCUCCGCGAGUGUUGCCAGCAGAGAUUCUCAGCCCUCAUCAAAGCCCAAGAAGACGAGCAGGGCCAGUUGGAGGAGGAAGGAAUUCAAGGCAUCCGCGAAAGAAAUCAACUGCAAAGGAUCCAACAUCAGCUUUGUCAAGAAUUAUGUCAGUACGGUCGCAGCCAACACCAAUAGUGCAGGGAAUUCCUCAAGCUGUGGGGUUUUUAACAAAGGUCCAGGUGUAAGCUCUUUUCCAGCCGCAGAGGAGGAUGACGAGUUGUGCCAGAUGGAGAUUGACUUUCCAGAUGAUACUGUGGACACCGGUGGAAACUCCGACAACAAGAAUGUACAUCUGGGUCUUCGGGUUGUUCUGGACACCAAUGUCCUCAUGCACGAUCUGAAAUUUGUGAAAGACUUGCUGGAUAAGAGGAUUCAGGGGCUUGGCCUGCCGACUCUUGUCAUUCCAUGGGUCGUCAUGCAAGAACUGGACAGCUUGAAGAUUGGAAGCACAAAAGGCGGUGCAGCGUGGAACGCAGUCCAGUUCCUCCACAAGUGUGUCAUGAAUGAACAUCCCCGGGUCAAAGGUGAACCUAUGAGAAAGUCAUCCGAGGAGGCGGAUUUUGAGAUCACCUGCAACGAUGAUUGGAUUCUACAGUGCUGUCUACAGCAACAAAAGAUAGUUGGUAAGGAUCUUGUGGUUCUCCUGACUAAUGACAAGCAUCUGUGCAGUAAGGCUGUCAUCAGCAGCAUCAAGGCAUUCAGUAAAGAGACACUGCUGUCUGGUCUUGAAGCAUUGUCGGACAUCCUACAGCAUAGGCCCCCCUUGCCCCCGGUCCCCACCGACUCCCCUGCCCCUGAGACCCAUCGGCCAAGGACACCGAUUGAAUCUCCACUCACAGCCAACGCAGAAAAAGAACUGUGUGAUGAGUUGAUUUGCCAAGUCAAAGAGACACUCCUGCAGGGUCUGACCGUGGUGCUGGAAAAGGAGAUGAAAGAUGCCUAUGAAGACCUCUGGACAGAGAUUGUCAUCAUAAAGCCGCCCUGGUCGUUUAAUGAUGUGAUGCAGUGCUAUGAAAAGCAUUGGAUUGCUGUCUUUGGGUUCUUCCUCAACAGAGAAGACAGGCGGCACUUUCAGCAAAUCGUGGAACUGACGAGCAUAUUGAACGUUUCACUGGACAGUGUGAAGCGACUCAUUAACAGCAGUGUGUACUUCUGUCGGAGGUUACAUAAUCAGAAAAGAUACGGCACUGCCCUGGAACAGCCCAUUCUGAGAUUAGGAGACUUCAAGAAGCGUUGCCUAGCUCCGUCGCCGGAGGGAAAGCAGUCUCCAAAUCAGGCGUUGCCCAGUGAGGACUUGGCACUGAAACUGAGUGGUGCCACGGAAAUCGUUCCCAUCGUCUUUGAAGCAGUUUGGCUGAAAAUUUGCCAGUUGAGUGCGCUGAUCUUCGAGGGUCUAGGCAUUCCCCACGAUCUUGAAACGGACAAGACGUCAGUGAUCCCCUCGGCGCUAGAAUGCCAUGCUUGCCUGGACAUACUCUGCCCGCUGUUGCAGCAAAUCAUCAAAGCUUUGGAAAGGGUAACAGAAAUACCGGACAGCUGUAUCGGUGAAACACCUCUGCCGUUUGAAAGACUUUGCCAGACGAUGCAGAUCUUUCUUAGAGAGUUCAUAUCGCAUGACAGGGAGAGAUACGCAAGUCUUACGACGCUGGCGCUGCAGAAGUUCGUCAUGGUCUACAGCAACAGACAGUUGCUACGGAACGGCAUAGUCCAAUUGGCCAACGCCCUCACCAGGUUGGCACAGUGUCAUGGCGUCUCGUCGUGACCUCUCAGGUGACCUUUGACAAUGUUUAUCCAAGCGUUUUUGGAGCGCUGAAAGUGGGAUAAAAGCUAUUUCCAAACAAACCUUGAUUUUCCAAGUACACUAUCUAUGCGCUGUAUGUUUGUUCCACUCAUUCCAAGAUAUCAGGGUGAGUGGGCAUUAUGGGAAGCCUAGAUCUUGCCUUUUUUUUGUCAAAAAGCGAUAUUCUACAUAGGCCAUCAGCCUGGGUCCAAA